Messenger RNA from Eruca vesicaria subsp. sativa (arugula), 1716 nucleotides. The record is from the annotation of a GenBank genome assembly. Lineage: Eukaryota; Viridiplantae; Streptophyta; Magnoliopsida; Brassicales; Brassicaceae.
AUGGAUGAUGAUGGUGGAUGCAGAAGGUUUAUACUGGUUGAUGAUGAGUACAAACUCUUCUUUGAUCAUCAUCUUAGUGGUGACAACACUUUUUUCCCUCCCUUUGAUGAUGAAAAUGGAGAAUCUGAAACUCGUAAUCUUGGUUUCGAGUUUUCUGGUGAGUCAAAAAGAUCAAAGCUUAGUGGUACUGAGGAGAAACCAAUCAAGAACAGAGUUUCUCAGAAGAGAAAGAGGAGAGAUGUUGUGUCUGAGGCUGAGGUUUCAAGAGCUUUUCCGGUAGCUACAACCCGAGAAAGCAUUCAACGUGACAAUAGAGCUUGUGAAAGAAGAAAGAGGAAGAUGGCUGAGUUUGAGUCUGCUAGGGUUUCAAGGGAUGUUCCUUUAGUAAACAACAUCCAAGGAGACGACAAAGCUAAGAAAGUGUCAAAGGUUAACACUUUAAGUGAUGUUCCGUUGGUUAGAGCCAUCCAAGGAGACAACAAAGAUAGGAAAGUGUCACAGGUUAACACUUUAUGGGAUGUUCCGUUGGUUAGAGCCAAAGAAACCAUCCAACGAGACAGCAAAUCUAGGAAACUGUCGGAUUCAAAGGUUAACACUUUAUGGGAUGUUCCGUUGGCUAGAGCCCAAGAAACCAUCCAACGAGACAACAAAGCUAGGAAAGUGUCAGAUUCAAAGGUUAACACUUCACGCGAUGUUCCAUUGGUUAGAGGCAAAGAAGUGAUCCAAGGAGACAACAAAGCUAAGAAACUGUCACAUUCAAAGGUUAACACUUUGCAGGACGUUCCCUUGUUUAGAGGCAAAGAAGUGAUCCAACGACACAACAAAGCUAAGAAACUGUCACAUUCAAAGGUUAACACUUUGCAAAAUGUUCCCUUGUUUAGAACCAAAGAAGCUAUUCGAAGAGGCAACAGGAUUGCUGAACGAAGAAACAAGAAAGAUGAUGAAACUAAAGCAGCAGGGACUUCAAGAGUAAACAGAGUUACAGAGCCUAAGGCCGUAGAUGAGACUGUUCCAGUGACACAAAGUAACAAAGGAGUUUCUGCAUUAGGGACAAGGAAGAAGAAUGUAGCAGUUGUGGAUAAAGAUUACUUCGCAUGGCUUGUAAGCUCUCUUAAAGCUUCCACAACUGUUGUGCCUGAUCCAACUCAAAAACAAUCCAUGACUGUCCCUCAAAAGGAUCUAGUAAAGGCUGAGCUAGAUACUGAGUCUUGUUCUGAUGAUGAUGAUGAUAUGAUUAUGGUUAGUGAUUCUCCCUUCUUGUGUGGAGAAAGUACACCUUUUGUGGUGUCCAAGAGCAAGACCGUGAUUGAUCUUGAGGUAGAUAGUACUGAGGAUGAAACUAUCAGUUGUCUGUUUACAAAAGAGCUAAUGGAUGUUCUGGAGAGACCAUACGAUGAAGGAGAGUUGUUGAGGCUCUAUGGUGAGGUAUCAGAGAAGAAACAAGUGACACGUUGCAGAGAACUGAGAAAGGGAAGAGAAAGUAAUUAUGAGACUUCUGAGUUUGGACCUUCCUAUCUUGAGAAGGUUUCUGAUUUUGAUAAAGAAUACAGACGUGUGGAUGGUGAUGAUGAUAAGGAGAGAUUGAAGUUGCUGCGUGGGUUUUUCUUUUACUUGAAGAAUGUUACUCGUGCUGGUUCUUUCAAGCCUUGGUCACCAGAAAACCAGAAGAAGCUUAUGGACUUAAAAAGCAAGUGUUGCAACCAUAAGAAGGUGUAG